Cladophialophora immunda is the source of this 2903-nucleotide messenger RNA. RefSeq lists its product as uncharacterized. The record is from RefSeq and is a predicted model, not a curated record. Lineage: Eukaryota; Fungi; Ascomycota; Eurotiomycetes; Chaetothyriales; Herpotrichiellaceae. The coding region runs from base 195 to 2879 and encodes 894 amino acids. The transcript has a single exon.
CCCAUCUCGCGCUUCUGGUUCAAUGUCACGCAGUCGUGUUGUGUCUAUCCAUCAAGGAAGAGAUGAUGAAUGAAAUCUGACCUUGGCCAGGCCAGUUUGUGCAUGGUUCAAUAUUCCGUCUCGAUGGAUCACUUCUGCCGUCGAGCUUGAAGUCUGGAUUCGACCAUGAAUUCUGCACCGAGAGGCUGAUAACGAUGGAGCACCUGCCCUCGGUCUUUGACGACGCCACUGUCCUCCACGAACUUCUUGAUGUCGAGAACCUCACACACGCCAUUCCCUACGACAACCAGGGCUUCUGGGGCUUUCCGCAACGUCACGGGUUCACUGCGAAAUGUAUAUCACAAGGAUUGAUUGGUGGGCAUGUGGAUGUCUUGGUGACCCAAGGUCCCUCGGCAGCUCGACUCCACACUCACACGAGCACGUCUAUUCAAACAGAUCACGGUUCUCCAACGAGUUUCAUUCAACCCGACCAAUGCGAGGACUAUUCGAUUUACUCUUCACUCCUCCAGUCAUGGCUAUACUUUGGCAUGUUGCACGAAUGUCUCCUUCAUCCAGUGUCGGUCGACCGCUUCUUCACUACUGACAGGAGCGGACGCCAGGUUUUAAGCACCGACUGCCUCCGUGAGGAUAUUGAUGCAUGGGCAGCUCGGUUGAAAGAGAUGUCAGUCGAUCAGGCCGGAGAAUGCAUAGCGAACGGUGUCAAAUGCAUACUCUGGGUCAAAAAUUCGGUAAGGACGAUUUCAGAUCGCAUUCAAGCAUUCCGGACGGAAUAUCUUCAGACUGUCUCCGUUUCCGUGGACACAAGUCGGAUGCCAGAACGUCCGUCUGUUACAGCACGAGUCCGCAAAAUGAACUUCUGGCAUCACCACGGCAGGAGAAUCCUCCCUGAUAAUCUCGAGCUCACGAUCGCGGUGCUGGGUUAUAGCCUCCACCAUGCGGCACGGACGCUGUUUCUUCGCCUGGGUAUCGGUGGCGAGGAUAGUGCUGACUAUCCACGACCCGCAUUCUGGUACAUUCCCCCCAGACUGAAAGAGCACCUCGCGGAUCGCGGCUUCUGCAAACUUGACAUUUACAGAUUUCAGACCGACCUGGGGAUUUUCGGCUCUUGCAUGGCCUUAACCCUCAAGCCGCUGAACGAGAACAAGAGAAAGAUCAUGCACGACUCUUGCACAGAAAUGCGAUGUCAGGCCGACACCCUGGACCCGACGGCCUACGAACGAAAGCACGAAACGGAGGGAUGCGACUGUUCUGAACUUCUGCCGGAGCGAGCUUGGCGCGAUAUGCUCAGCAUCGUCGAGAGUGGCGGCACCCCAGUAGUCCGCUUAGAUCUUGCUUCACCGUCAGUCGACGAGGAGCAUGGGGCAUUGGAAUUCGAGGUGCUGGAUGCUGGUCAGACUGGCCACCAGUUUGUUGCCUUCUCCCACGUCUGGGCCGAUGGACGUGGAAACCUUGAAGGCAACGGACUCCUGCGCUGUCAGUGGCUUCAACUCCAAAGAUACGCGCAAGGGUGCCGUGCUGACAACGCCCCUCCGCCACACGGCCGGCUGGGCGGAAUCAUGCCUUUUUGGUUUGACAUCUUUUGCGUCCCCCGUAGCAAGGAAGAUGACGACCGCAUUUACAGACUUCGAUCCAAGGCAAUUCUCCGAAUGUCGGAGAUCUAUCGAACUGCGGCGGUCGUUCUGAUUGUAGACUCCGGGCUCGAGUCGAUUGACAGGGAAUUGAGCAUGUGGGAAUUCGGGAUGCGACUGAAUUUAUCUAGCUGGUUGCGCCGCCUCUGGACUAUGCAUGAGGGUGCUGUCGCUGAAAACGUCAAGGUACAGACUACCGCGGGAGUGAUUGAUCUGCAACACCAUUUGAAACGCCUCAAUAAUCUUAUCGCGGUUGGGAAAUCACCGGAACGAGAAGCCCAGCUGGACAAAGGGCAUGUCUUUGAUGCCCUGGGGUUGGUUGAAUGUUCAUCGGCAUGGGCAAAUUGUCUCAGCUUACUGCCAAAAAUGCGUGGUCCGCGCAUGGGACAAUUCCUUUUCAUGUUUGCCUGGGACGAGGCCGGGCGAAGAUCAACGACUUUCAGCGCAGACCGAUGCCUGGUGAUUGGGUUGGUCAACAACGUCGACUCCGACACGCUCUCGGCCAUCCAACGGACGAGCACUGACUCUGCCGCGCCGGAGGGUGAAGUCGCCCGAUUCUCGAGACAGAAACUAAAAGUGCUGCUCUCGGCCAUUCCACAGCUACCCUCCAGUAUGAUUUUCUGCGAAGGCGACCGAUUUCCCGAGCCGGGAAUGCGCUGGGCUCCAGCAGAUCUGGACAGCGGUGGGGACUCCAUGAUAGUGUACGACCAGAGGCGACCUGCGUCGUUGAAGCCGGGGCGCGGACUUUUGGUCUCUUACCGCGGUUGGCGACUCAAGACAGCCCCCGAUUUCUCCAGAAGAUAUGUCAUCGACCAGAACGGAACCCGGGAAUGCACAUCCCUAGAAGAGAAGGGCACCUGCAUCUUCUAUCUCAAGCUCGACGGCGACGUUUCCGACGACACCAUGUAUGUGCUCAACGUCGAUCCUGUUGACUGGACCUUGUCGCCAUUUUCCAACCCAAACGCCCAGCUGUUCUUGGUCGUGCAGGAGAGGUACGGUGGGGACCGGCACGAGCGUGUGAUACUGGUGGAAGAGGAAGGUACAGAUGAUCAUUUGGACCAAGCAGUCAUAGACGAGCCAGAGGUGUCGGAUGUCGUCUAUGCAAACUACCACGUAUUGCUGUGGUGCUCGAAGUACGACUCUGGUCCGAGCGUUGAGAGGAUGAAGCAAAACGUCGAGCGCGGCAGAUUUCAACUGGUGGAAGCCAGCUGGGUCAAUGGCGGUCGAGAACAACGCUGGUGUAUUGGGUAAUUUCAGUAGCGUGGAAUGGGUCUG